AUGUUCGAUAUCCUCAGGGAUGGUGAUGAAGAACUCACUAAAGUCGUACUCUCCAAGAGAUUAGAGAGAUUGAAAGCGCGAUUCACACCGCUAUUAAAAGUCAACCGAUUGGAAAUAGUAGAAUCAUUUCAAAUCGAAGUAUCAAUGGAGAACAGAUUGGUAUUGAAAGAUCAUUUUAGAGAUUCAAUCGAAUCAUCCAUUAUAGUUUCAAAUGCCAAAAACACCUGUAAUGCAUGGUACAAAUAUGAAAAGUUUAGAUCGGUUGAUUUGCUAAUCGGUGGACUACAUGUAAAAGACAAUGAAAUACUAUCUGUUUUAUUAUUUUUACAAGAUGACGAUGAUGAUGAUGACAACAAUAACAACAUAAAUGAUAAUAGUAAUAACAAUAAUAAUCAUAAAAGUAGCAAAUCAUCUUAUUCUUCUAUCCUUAAAAUCAAAGCAAAUCAAGAAAUUAAAGAUAUAUAUCAUAACUAUACUGAUAUGGUUACAGAGCAACAAGAAAAAUUAAAGAUAAAUACUCGUAACCCUAAACAUACCGAUGGCUUACUCAAGCUGAAAGAAGAGCACUUUGAGAUAGUCGAGGUACAAUUCGCAACCAAUAGCUAUAGUAGACAACACACUUCUGGAUACUCAUUGAGUGGCACUAGAAUACGAUCGAUGAAACCAAACAAAGCGAAACCAGACACCAUCCAACACCUCAACUCCAUUGCUAUUCGUGAGUAUGGAUCUACAUUGAGAAAGGAAGGCGAAGAAGAAGAGGAAAAGGGUCCUUGGACAAUCACUGUUAUCGAUAGGACAAUCUACAGCAUACCAAAGGUGAACAAAGUCUUUGAGGAAGACGACGUUGUAGUAUUUAUUAACUUUAUGGAUGCCGAAGGAAAUUACGAAAUUGACCGUUUACAUGGUCGUUUUACUUGGUGUAUUCCCGACAGACUCCAAAAACUUGCCUCUGACGCCGCAAAAGACAAACAGAACAUCAACCAAUUGGGUACCUACUCUAUAUUGGAAUCACCAAUCGGUACAGACAAAACGUUUAUUGGUGGACCAAAAACUUAUUUUUACACAACACGUUCCAAAUUUAACAGUAGUUGUGUCAUGUUUGAGAGGGUGCGUCAGUGCGUCACCAUGGUUUGUCAAGGUCAGAGCAAAAAUACUCAAAGUGAAAAAUUGAUGACUAAACAACAAUCAUUUUCAUCAAAUCAAUCAAAAUCUAAAAUCAUCAUUCAUAAUAUCAAAUAA
This is a messenger RNA of Heterostelium album PN500, 1239 nucleotides long. RefSeq lists its product as uncharacterized. The transcript has 5 exons. Lineage: Eukaryota; Evosea; Eumycetozoa; Acytosteliales; Acytosteliaceae. Gene Ontology annotation, molecular function: ATP binding; DNA ligase (ATP) activity. The record is from RefSeq and is a predicted model, not a curated record. Gene Ontology annotation, biological process: DNA recombination; DNA repair. Bases 1 to 1239 code for a protein of 412 amino acids.